AUGACGGACGCUACGGUCGCGGCGGGAGUGACUGUGAUCGUCGACCCGCUGCCUCGCACCGUCGCUCUCGCCCCCGUCGACCCCGCGCACUACCCGCUACUGCAUCCCGCCACCCGCGCGAUUUCCGCUUCCGCAGCCCGUCGCCCACGCGCUACUCGCUGCUUCUGCCCGUCGCCAACGCGCUACCCGCAACUGCAUCCCGCCGCCCGCGCGAUAUCCGCUGCUGCAGCCCAUCGCCCGUCCCGUCGCACUGCCGCCCGUCGCCAGAUCCCCGCCACCCGUACGCACUCCGCUGCCCGUCGCCAGGUCCCCGCCCGCCCUCCCGUCGACUUCGCAACUGCUGUGAAGGGAGUGGCGGGAGUUGCGAGAGUGGUGGGAGUGGCGAGAGUGGUGGGAGUGGCGGGAGAAGCUGCUGCUACGCCAUUGCGCGCGCCAGAUCGUCCGCGACCCGCACCCCGCACCCCGCCCGUCGCCCGUACGCCAUCCGCACCACGCACGACGUCCGUGCCCCCGUCCGCGAGACCCGUCCGAACCCCGUACCUGCACCCAGACCGCCGUUCUGCCCCAGAUCCCGCCCCCCCCCACCGACAACUGCCACCCCACCCCCAUCUCCGGCUCCGUUUCCAGCGGGAAGGGAAGGAGGUGUGUGCUACUCAUGCUUCUUGUGCUUCUCAUGCUGCCCCGUGGUCCUGUGUUGUUCCGUAUUGCCCGUACUUCCCCGUGCUUGCCCCGUGCCCGUGCCCGUGCUGUCUGCCCGUGUUCCCUGUGCUUCUGCCCGUGGUCUACCCGUGCUGUUUGUUCCCGUGCGUGCCCCACCCGUACCACCCGUGCUGUCAGUGCCCGUGUUGCCCCGUUCAGCCCGUGUCCUGCCCCGUUCUGCCCGUGCUGCCUGUUCUGCCCGUGCUGCCCCGUUGUGCCCGUGUUGCCCCGUUCUGCCCGUGUCCUGCCCGUGUUCUGCCCGUGAUUCUGCCCGUGAUUCUGCCCGUGAUUCUGCCCGUACUGCUGCCCGUGAUUGUGCCCGUGAUUAUACCCGUGUGCUGCCCGUAUUUUGCCCGUGUUCUGCCCGUGAUCCUGACCGUGAUUCUGCCCGUGAUUCUGCCCGUGUUGUCGCCUGUGAUUUUGCCUGUGAUUCUGCCUGUGAUCCUGCCCGUGUUGCUGCCCGUUCCCGUGCCAUACUGCCCGUGCCCACCCGUGUCUCCCGUUGCUGCCCGUGUUCUACCCGCGCCCAGUGUCACCCGUGCUGCCCGUACCAGUCUGCCCAACCCGUUUCACACGUGCUGUCCGUACCCGGUUGUGCCCAACCCGUUUCACACGUGCUGUCCGUACCCGGUUGUGCCCCACCCGUUUCACCCGUGCUGUCUGUACCCAGUUGUGCCCGACCCGUUUCACCCGUGCUGUCCGUACCCGGUUGAGUUCCAAGGGGGCAGGUCGCCGUGUGAAGAUCCGUGCAGGGACCACUAUGGGUGGGGCAAGGGCUGGAGGAAGGAAGGGGGGGAGGGGGUGCGGUUCGAGGAGGCGACUGACAUGAGUGGGGGUUAG
This is a messenger RNA of Closterium sp. Naga37s-1, 1539 nucleotides long. The record is from the annotation of a GenBank genome assembly. Lineage: Eukaryota; Viridiplantae; Streptophyta; Zygnematophyceae; Desmidiales; Closteriaceae.